This is a messenger RNA of Labrus bergylta (ballan wrasse), 2947 nucleotides long. NCBI's taxonomy places the organism in Eukaryota, Metazoa, Chordata, Actinopteri, Labriformes, Labridae. The record is from RefSeq and is a predicted model, not a curated record.
GAGUUUGCCUCGGUGUGUGUCCUCUCCACCCUGCAGUCCACGCUCACUCUGUGGUCUCUGCGCGGCCUCAGCCUGCCCAUGUACGUCGUGUUCAAGCGCUGCCUGCCGCUCUUCACGCUCAGCAUUGGCGUGUGUGUGCUGAGGAACGGCAUCCCUUCAUUUGGGGUGGUGACUGCUGUGGUCAUCACAACUGGUGGAGCUGCACUAGCUGGCGCUGGUGAUCUCACCGGCGAUGUGUUCGGUUAUAUCACCGGUGUGUUGGCGGUCAUCAUCCACGCUUCCUACCUGGUCCUGAUCCAGAAGACCAGCCAUGACAGCGAGUACGGACCACUCACAGCGCAGUACUCCAUUGCCAUCAUGGCCUCACCGGUGCUUCUGGUGUGCUCCCUCAUCUCCAUGGACACCAUCAACAUGUGGACCUACGAGGGUUGGAAAGAUCCUAACAUCACAGUCAUCUUCGUCUUCUGCAUCUUCAUCGGCUGUGCCAUGAACUUUACAACACUGCACUGCACCUACAUCAACUCCGCCGUGACCACCAGCUUCGUCGGGGUGGUGAAGAGCAUCGCCACCAUCACUGUCGGCAUGCUGGCCUUCAGCGACGUCGCUCCGACGGGGCUGUUCAUCGGAGGCGUGGUUGUCAACACCGUCGGCUCCAUCACCUACUGUGUGGUCAAGUACUUUGAGACGAAGAAGAAGAGCUUGUACGAGGACCUGGAGGGGUCUGGGAAAGAUGGUGGUCUACCUGGGGAGCCCUACAGAGAGAAACCCGCACUGAAUGGCGACGGGCCGGCUGACGGAUCUGAUCCAGGAAACCAGGAGAUGGAGGGAGUGUUGACCAGCGAUGUGAAAGAGGAGGAAGCGCCAACAGGCUUGGCUAACGGAGAGGUGUGGAAAGGAGACAAGGAAGCAGGGGUGACUUCCCGAGUCAUGACCGACGAGGAGGCGCUGGAGAUGCAGAGGGAGCACAUCCAAAAGGAGAACCCCACCUCCUCCAAUCAGUCUGCUAGUGACAGCUAUGUCGGGGUGUGGAGGUCAAUUAGAAAUCUUCAGUUUAUGAAGAAAGACCCUUUGAUUGAUAACAUGGAGCAGCAGAGUCCGUAAGGGCUGGACAGAGACCUGGACAGAUUCUGGUGAAGAAAAUAUGAAUGGAUUAAAGGAUUUAGGAAAGUGCCAAACAUGCUGAAGAAAACAGAGGAGAGGAAACAUGACAUGGGCAGAAUAGAAAAGACAAACGGUCCGUCGGGAGCCUCUUUGAUUCCUACUAGAAGUGCUGAACAAAAGCUUGUUGGGUACACUGGUUAUGUUUGCUGCUGUUGCUGUGAUACCUCAAUGGAAUCCCAGGCGUUUGUGCUAAAAAAGUUUUAUUUCAUCACGGAGCUUUGAGUGCAGAGAACAUGCUUUUGGUUUUGUUGAAAGCAGGGAACAAGGUAAUUUUCUUCUUUUUAUACGCUGAGAAUAAAAAAAAGAGGUUCCUGUUGAAGAGAAGUGGAUGAAGAGUUUUGGGAGAAGCUGCCUGACUGUGAUAAAUUCUGCCUCUUGUCUUGCUUCUGCUCUGUGGCAUCCAGCGGGGGACCAGGCUAACCUCGGUGUAGCAUGAUUCGGUCUGGCGUGCGUCCCCGCUGAUAAACCAGCUAGCCACAAAAAGAGAGUGCAUCCUGUGCAAACAUGACAUUCAUUCAGGGAACUGCAAAGACACCGCAGACAACUUAACUUGUUUUGUGUUAUUAAAAAAAAAAUGUAGGUGAAUUCUUGUUUCUGAUUGGCUGGAGGCUGUGAAUUAAAAACCUUUUUUUGGAUGCACAUGUGGAUGAAUUCAACGUCACCUGUCAGAGCAUGCACUUCCACAGAUGCUGAGUAAUCAACGCUUAUGUUUGUUUGAGUCUAAAAAUCAGUUUGUUUGUCGUCUAACUCUGAUCCUGCAGGUUCUCUGUCACGCCUUGUUAACUGUUUGUUUACUGUGUAUGUGUCCGUGUCAGCUGGUCCGUUGAAUGGAGUGGAAGUUAAUUACUGAUAAAAACGAGUGAUAACACAGGCCCUUUAUGUACAGAGCGUUAGUGGUGCCGCCAGGAUUAAAUGUCAUAGUACGUACAAGAACCAUGUGUGUAGGACACCUUUAUCUUCUAGGUUUCCACACACACACAUAUAUGAUCACAAUGACUGAGCGAGCAAGAGAAAGAGAGAAAGACAACACCAAAACUCAACAACACAAAUAGCCAGACACCUGACCUUAAAGACAACCCCCGGCUAGAUAUUGGGAACAAUGUUAUGUAGUAUUAUAAACCAUUAAAGCUAUUCCAGAGAAGUGAAGUAAAAGUUAGCACUGAGCUUGAAUCCAGUCGGCUACAUGCCCUCUUUAGUUCAUCAGCCGUAAUAAAGCCGAUGUCACCUGGAGAAGCUGAGGUAGCUCAUACUGUGGCUGUUUGCUGCUGCGUGGGGAAAAUAUCUGACUUUUCUUGGCUUUAAAACACAGUCACUGAUGGAGAUAUUUGAGAUCCUAGAAUGCUCUAGGACUUCAUCAUGAACUAGCUAGCUUCUGUCUUCUGUCGUACCACAGAAGGCAGCAGCCAGCUAGUCCCUUUCUUGCUAGCAAUGCUAACAUUAGCAGCCUGUGCCAGUAUUACACUCGGUACGACCUUCACUGCAGAGCUGCUUUUUAUUUCUAAAAGUCUGAUUUUUUUUUGCUCUUUUCUAUCCUUCUCAUCACAGCUAAUUUCACUGUUCAGCACAGAAAUGUUUUAAUAUAACGCUAAUCACGCACCUUCGGAUGUAUUUACGUCGCGAUGUUGGUGAGUGGACGCAGCCACAGGCUGAAACUCCAGAACAGAACAAAUAAAAGAAAGGCAAUAAGAAUUAAGCACAGGAGCUGCCGUUAUCACAGUUUAGUUUUCAUAAAAAUAAAUUAUACCAGAUUCUACAUUUAAAGGCAGGGUUGGUUAUUUUCGAAAAC